Choloepus didactylus (southern two-toed sloth) is the source of this 2536-nucleotide messenger RNA. It is a transcript of the gene ISY1, whose product is annotated as ISY1 splicing factor homolog. The coding region runs from base 202 to 1059 and encodes 285 amino acids. The transcript has 11 exons. NCBI's taxonomy places the organism in Eukaryota, Metazoa, Chordata, Mammalia, Pilosa, Megalonychidae. Gene Ontology annotation, cellular component: Prp19 complex; post-spliceosomal complex; post-mRNA release spliceosomal complex. Gene Ontology annotation, biological process: generation of catalytic spliceosome for second transesterification step; mRNA 3'-splice site recognition. The record is from RefSeq and is a predicted model, not a curated record.
ACUCACCGGCCUGCCUUUCCUCCCCUCCCCCGGCCGAGUCUUUCUUUCACUUCCGGUCCUUCCCAUGUAUCCUUCCGACAGGAAAGUCUCCCUGUACGGCGUUUAGACUCUUCAGUUCCUGUCAGGGUGUUCCUUGCCUGAGGCUGUGAAGCUUCCUGGACCCGGGCCGUGCGGCCCGGGAGCGGCGCCCUCACCGGCACCAUGGCCCGAAAUGCAGAAAAGGCCAUGACGGCCUUAGCGAGAUUUCGCCAAGCUCAACUGGAAGAGGGAAAAGUAAAGGAACGAAGGCCCUUUCUUGCCUCAGAAUGUACUGAGCUGCCCAAGGCUGAGAAGUGGAGACGACAGAUUAUUGGAGAGAUCUCUAAAAAAGUAGCUCAAAUUCAAAAUGCUGGUCUAGGUGAAUUCCGAAUUCGUGAUCUGAAUGAUGAAAUUAACAAACUGCUAAGAGAAAAAGGACACUGGGAGGUCCGGAUAAAGGAGCUGGGCGGCCCUGAUUAUGGGAAAGUUGGCCCUAAAAUGCUGGAUCAUGAAGGGAAAGAAGUCCCAGGAAACCGAGGUUACAAAUAUUUUGGAGCAGCCAAGGAUUUGCCUGGUGUUAGAGAGCUAUUUGAAAAAGAGCCUCUUCCCCCUCCAAGAAAGACACGAGCUGAACUCAUGAAAGCAAUCGAUUUUGAGUACUACGGUUACCUUGAUGAAGAUGACGGUGUUAUUGUGCCUUUGGAACAGGAGUAUGAAAAGAAAUUCAGAGCUGAAUUAGUGGAGAAGUGGAAAGUUGAGAGAGAGGCCCGGCUGGCAAGAGGAGAAAAAGAAGAAGAGGAAGAGGAGGAAGAAGAGAUCAACAUCUAUGCUGUCAACGAGGAAGAGUCUGAUGAGGAGGGCAGCCAGGAAAAAGGAGGGGAAGAUGGGCAGCAGAAGUUCAUCGCUCAUGUGCCAGUGCCAUCCCAGCAAGAGAUCGAGGAGGCACUUGUACGCAGGAAGAAGAUGGAACUCCUCCAGAAGUAUGCAAGUGAGACCCUGCAGGCACAGAGUGAAGAAGCCAAAAGGCUCCUGGGAUAUUAGCACCCGGCCAGGCCGAUGAUUGGAGUCUGGAGGAUCUUGUGGGAGUCCUUCUGUCCCCUCCGCUGACUGCCUGCGUUGACCUGCAAGAUCACUGCCUGCUCGGGCACUCGGGCGCUGGAGAGAGGCAGGCAGGCGCCACAGGGCAUUGUGCUCUUGGCCACUGUUCAUUUUCUUCUGACCUUUUACCUCACGUACUGAUCCCUGCAGAGGGUCUGUCCCUCACUUCCCUGGUAGGCUGUCUAGGGCUGAUAUUCUGUACAAAUAUUUUGCCACUGUAGGCAUCCAUUCAUAUUUUAGACUUUGUAAAACAGGUUGCUAACUGGCUGCCCAAAAGUGUUUUAUUUAGCCUUGGACUGUGAUUUGGGGUAGGGGGAGAAGAGGGAAUCAAUUAGUGGCCACCAUUAAAAAAUGUAAUUUUUCAUAAAAACCUGAAUAACUUCUCUUGAAAAAUGAGAAGCUGGGUUGUCCUGGACCCCAUAUUUCCCCUUGUCAACUAGACAUCAGCCACAGCAGUCCCUUUUGGACCAGGAUGUGUGCUCAGUUCUCUGAGAGCCCCACUCAGCCGGUUUCAUGCAUUCCUGCCUGUUUAGGAGGAGCUUGAGGUUGCUACUUGUUUUAUAACCUGUUCUGAAGAGAACUAUUUUUAUUAAAAGAUUUUUCUAUUAAAGGGAAAUCUCCACGUCUCAGACUUCUCCCUGGGCUGACUGUUCCGAAGCAAUGGUUACAUUGGAAUGGGAGGUUCAGGGUCACUUUGAAAGGGCAUAGGCAUCCUGCUGGGGAGUUGCCCAAAACACAGAAGCAUCACACAAGCCCCCUGUGGAGGGAGGGAUGGAAUCAAAUCCCAGACCUCAUUUGGAGCUGAGGCAGGUGGACCCCACUCCAUCCUCCCUGGGGACUCGUGGCCAUAGCUGUAGACCAGGCUGAAGGUUGACCCCUCCAGGGGUGUUGGCCCAGGGCCUUCAGUGCAUUGACAGAUGUGAAACUACAGAGUAGACUCCAAGGAACACAAGUCGAAUCCCAAUCUUCAGACUGAGCAGAGUCUUUUGUUUCAGACCCUCUCCUUUUAAGUGGGGAGACCCUGUCACAGAAGCUGCAGCCUCUGGGGCAUCUGCACCUCCUGGAGGGGUCACGGGAGAGUCUGGGAGCUUGGGGUCAGCACCGGGUGGCUGUCCUUUGGGUGUAAGACCCCAGCUCAGGCUUUGUGAACAGGGGCUCCUGGCCUGGAGGAGGCCAUGUCACACUGAGAAUUUAGAUUCUUCAGGUAGGUUGGGCAAUGGUCUGCCUGCUGGGAAGUUCCUAGUGGGCUUCUGAGCCGUCGCCUGUGGAAGGGUGAAGUGAUCUCAUCCCUGUGGGAUCUGCGUUAGAGAGCUCCCUGCAGCCACAGUGAGUGGACCAGAGGCCCAGGCCAGAGGUGGUCUGGCUGGUUGGGAGGGAUUUUAGAGCUGAGAGGCAGCCAGGCUCGACAGAAUUUGGGUCC